Molecule: messenger RNA, 771 nt
Organism: Rhodotorula toruloides NP11
Lineage: Eukaryota; Fungi; Basidiomycota; Microbotryomycetes; Sporidiobolales; Sporidiobolaceae
Product: UNC-50-like protein
Exons: 9
Coding region: 1-771 (256 amino acids)
Cellular component (GO): Golgi membrane
Source: RefSeq, a predicted model, not a curated record
AUGCUGCCAACAUCACGAGCACCACGGAACGGGCAAGGGGCGCAGUUCACCAGUGCUGGGAAUGGCUUUCCCCGGAUAGGGAACGGCGGGAUGAAGACGUGGUUGCGGAAACUUAGUCGAUGGCCUCAACUUGACUUCGAGCUGGCGGUGUGGCAGAUGUGCUAUCUCUGCAUAGCGCCAAGACGAGUAUACCGAAACGUUUACUACCACAAGCAAACGAAGAACACCUGGGCGCGAGACGAUCCGGCGAUGCUGCUGCUCAUAACGCUGUGUCUUUUCGUCUCCGCCAUCCUUUGGUCUGUGCUGUACGCGCACUACGGCAUCGUCGACACCGUCAAGACCGUCUUCUCCUUCAUCUUCCUUCACUUCUUCGGCCUCGGCCUUCUCAUCUCGACCUCGCUUUGGGCGCUGUCAAAUCGCUUCCUCACCCAUGCGACCCAUGUCCACGCGACAGACCAGAAGGUCGAGUGGCUCUACGCGUUCGACAUCCACGCCAACUCGUUCUUCCCCCUCUUCCUCCAGCUCUACGUCGCGCAGUUGCUGCUCGCGCCCGUCGUGACACGGUCGAACUGGGUCUGCCUGUGGGUCGGCAACACGCUGUACCUCGCGGCGUUCACGCAGUACGCCUACGUGACCUACCUCGGCUACAACGCCCUGCCGUUCCUGAUCCGCUCCGAACUCCUCCUCUUCCCCGUCGCCAUCUUUGCGGCGUUCUACAUCGUCUCGCUCCUCGGCUUCAACGUCUCGUACUUUGUGCUGAAGCACUUCUGA